This is a messenger RNA of Acanthaster planci (crown-of-thorns starfish), 2969 nucleotides long. It is a transcript of the gene snw1, whose product is annotated as SNW domain containing 1. Gene Ontology annotation, biological process: mRNA splicing, via spliceosome. Gene Ontology annotation, cellular component: spliceosomal complex. The record is from RefSeq and is a predicted model, not a curated record. Lineage: Eukaryota; Metazoa; Echinodermata; Asteroidea; Valvatida; Acanthasteridae.
ACGGGAUAAAUGAAGGCAUACUUAUUCGAUUCUUGAGUGAAAUUUACCAUUUGGACCUCGGAAAGGAAAGGAUUCGUCCUGACUUGCGAAAUGGUUUCCCUCGCAGACAUUCUACCUGCACCAAAGCAAUGGGGUCAGGAGGAAUUUGAAUCAGACAAGCCUCAGCUAAAUAUUGUAUCGAUUUCAAGAAGCACAGCACCACCAUAUGGACGAAGAAAAGGAUGGGUGCCCAGAACACCAAUGGAUUUUGGCGAUGGAGGGGCCUACCCAGAGAUACCGGUGGCUCAGUUUCCGAUGGACAUGGGACGUACCCAGGGCAAAGGGAACUCCAUAGCCAAGACUGUAGAUGCAGAAGGUCACGUCAAAUAUGAUGCCUUAGCAAGGGUUGGACAUGGAAAGGACAAGGUUAUUCAUUCCAAGCCCCAGGAUCUGGUGCCGAUACAAAUCACCAAUGAAAAUGAUCCAGAUCUACAGAAACCAGACGAAGAAGAAAUUGAAGAUACUACUGAGAAGACCAGGCAGGCUCUGGAGAAACUGGUACAGUCCAAGAUCUCUGCAGCUAUGCCUGUGAGGUGUGCAGAGGAAAAGGCACCAGCUCAGUAUAUCAGAUACACACCAUCACAGCAAGGUGUGGCAUUCAACUCUGGCGCCAAGCAGCGAGUGAUUCGUAUGGUUGAAGUACAGAAAGAUCCCAUGGAACCACCCAAAUUUAGGACAAACAAGAAGAUUCCUCGUGGCCCACCAUCUCCACCAGCCCCUGUGAUGCAUUCUCCAACAAGGAAGGUCACUGUGAAGGAACAGCAAGAAUGGAAGAUUCCUCCUUGCAUAUCCAACUGGAAAAACGCCAAGGGCUACACUAUCCCACUCGACAAGCGACUGGCAGCGGAUGGCCGUGGGUUACAGAAUCCUCAGAUCAACGAGAAUUUCCCCAAGUUGGCUGAAGCCUUGUACAUUGCUGACAGAAAGGCUCGUGAGGCAGUAGAGAUGCGUGCCACCAUGGAGCGAAAGCUGGCUACCAAGGAGAAGGAGAAACAUGAGGAGAACCUGCGUAACCUGGCUCAGAAAGCCAGAGAAGACCGUGCUGGGAUCAGAACACAAGCAGAGGCUGAUGAUGAAGCAAGAGAAAGAGACAAGAUUCGUGAAGACCGACACCGUGAGCGACAGAGGGAUCGUAACAUCAGUCGAGCUGCCCCUGAAAGACGAGCCAAGUUUGACAAGCAGAAAGAGAGAGACAUCAGUGAGAAGAUUGCCCUUGGUUUGCCUAAUGCUGGAGGUCGAGCUGAUGAUAUGCAGCAUGACCAUAGACUCUACAACACGUCCAAGGGUCUGAGCAGUGGAUUUGCAGGGGGUGAUGACGAAUCUUACAAUGUGUACAGCGAACCGUGGCGUAAGGACCAGAACAUGGCCAGUAGCUUGUAUAGGCCCAGCAAGAAUGCCGACAAAGACGUGUAUGGGGAUGACCUAGAUACCCUCAUCAAACAGAAGAGGUUUGUUCCUGACAAGGAUUUCAGCGGCACUGAUCACAGUCGUCGUCGCAGCGGUCCUGUCCAGUUUGAACGAGAGGAAGAAGAGGAUCCCUUCGGUCUGGAUAAGUUCUUGAAGGAUGCCAAGAAAGCUGGAAAACGACCGGCAGAGGGAGGCAAGUCACGUGAUCAUGACGACCACGACCGAAGUGGCAAGAGAAGAAAGGAUUUCUAAGCGGCAUCAAAUCUGAUAUUUGUCAUGAAGCAAAGGGAAAACAAGGGCAAAGAAUUUUUUUGUUUUUGCUUUUUCCACUGUCCUGUAUUUACUUGAGUACAUGCAAAUCAAUUUUUGAAAACAUUUGUAUUCACACGUACCAAUGCAGUCAGUGAUUGAUGGUCCAGAGGAUUUGUCAGCUAAGAACUGGAGGACCCUUGAGUGGAAAUUCAAAGUUCUGCUCUUUUCCUGAUUUGCUAGUUUGCAGAGGGUAAAUAGUCAGAACCAGAAGUUUCAGUGAUUGAUUAGACGCUCAUUGCAAAUUUAUCAUUUUUGAUUAAGUAAGAUGCAAAACAACAAUACCAUUUUUUCAAUAUUGUUUCAUGUCCUUACUACGUUAUAUCCAACAAGAAUGAGACUGAGGGGCCCCCCAAACAUGUCCAAUCGCUAUACACUAUUGUUACCUAACACAUCCCCCCUAGAUGUCUGAAAAGAAUUCCUGAGAUUCCAGUGAGACAAUGACCAACACAAAGCAUGGGGGUUCUCUCGGCCACAUAUCUUGCUUCAUUUGUACUGCAUACCUGCUAGUGUAAUUGCAAGGGAGAUCUGUUCCCAUUCACAUUACCAUUUAUUUUCAUGUCGUACAUUUUUCACUGGAUUAGAAAGCAAGGAAUGUUUUCUAGGGCCGGCUCUUCUAGGAUGCUGACAAAUGAAAUUAUUAAGCUUUUUUUUACUUUUGUCCUUAGAUGAAAUAAAGGGUAGGUUUUGAAAAAUCUUCAUUUACAGCAGUGUGAUUUGGCUUUCAAGAAUUUGAUUAGUUUUAUUUCUCUCAUUACAAAAAAAAAUCGUGAUUUUAUAUAAGAUCCGUUCUCCAAUGAAAAUGUGUUGUGCAUCUUUUAUUAUAAAUAGUGGUAUGACAUGUACAUAAGCAUGACCUUUAGUUUGCCUAACAUGAAACCAUUUGGGAAUAUUCUAAAACAAUCAUUUUAGUUCUGUCAAUUGUUCGUUUAAGUUGACUUUGUUUUGCAGUGAUUUGUAUAUGCUAAUUCCUUAUUAAGUAACAUCAGUGAAGAAAAUGUUACAGUCCAGAUUAAUAUGGAGUAGCCUGAAGUGCUGUAAGUUUGAAAUCUCGGAAUCGAUUGUUUACUUAAAUAUAAAACUCUAAAGGGAACACAGAGAUGACAUUUAAGGAUGACACCACACCUUCAUCUUGACAGCCAACUCAAUCCAUUUUUGCUAACAAUUAUGUGUAAAUGCUUUUCUUGUGACAAAUAAAAGCUCCAACUCUAUUA